CUUUGCGGGCGGGAUGUCACGUUUCAUUGGCGAAACGUAUACAGUUGAAAAGAGCGGUGGUAAAUGUGAAAUCGGCGGAUAAUGCGUGUUUUGGAUGGGCUAUGACUGCUGCACUUUAUCCAGCAGAAAAAAACAGCGAUCGCACAUCCUCUUACCCGCAUUAUUCAACGAUAUUCAACUUCCAAGGCAUCAACUUCCCUAUGACGUUGGACCAGAUUGGGAAAUUUGAGAAGAUGAAUAAUCUCUCAAUCAAUGUCUAUAGCGAGAAGGAGGAAGUCAUUCUACCAGUCCGCGUGAGCAAGGAGAAGAAAGAGCGACACUUCAACUUGCUUUACAUCGAAGACGUGUCGGGAUGUGGAAUUGGACACUUCGCGUGGAUCAAGAAUUUAUCCCGGCUCGUCAACUCACAGCUCAAUUCUGAUGGGCACAAGAAAUACAUCUGUGAUCGAUGCCUUCAUUACUUCCCAACCAUUGAUAAGCUGCAGUUCCAUGAGGUGGAUUGUGGCGUUAUCAACGAUUGUGCCGUUCGACUACCAGCUGAGAACGACAAAUGGUUGGAGUUUACCAAUGCCAAUCGGAAGGAGCGUCUCCCGUUCGUGGUAUACGCCGACCUCGAAUGCAUCUUGGAGAAGACCAGCGCUGAAGAAAGGGAGAAAAAUAAGAGCCAACAUCAUCGCGUCUUCAGCGUUGGAUAUUAUGUAAAGUGCUCCUACGAUGAUUCGCUUUCGGGAUACCACGAACGCCGAGGUGAGGACUGCGUGGAAUGGUUCGUAGAAGAACUUAAACAAUUAGCUUUGCGCGUAGAAAAGAUUCUUCUUACGAACGUACCGAUGAAAGAAUUGUCUCCUGAGACAAGACCUGACAAGACGGAAAUCGAAGAAUUUUUAGAGGACAUAUGGUCACGGAGAAAAUCACCACCCCAUAAUAUUCUCGGAUCGAUCAAUAACACUCUGGCUCAUGAAUACAAAGGCAUCAAAAUCAUCGACGAGGACGGAAUCAACAAUUUUGAGGAGCUCCAGGUUAUUUGUUUUAAAGAGCAAGGCAGAAAUCGACGUUUGACAGCGUUCCAUCGAACCAUCAAGUUGCUUACAACCAAGAAAAUUGCUCAGGGAGCACUCAUCAGAAUAAAACAAUCACCAUCUCGUAAUUAUGGCAACAGUUCACAAAUUCCGGUUAUUAAAAUUUCCAAAAUUACUACACUUAGCAGUAUGACCCACAAGAACUCGUACGGUUUACCACAAGAUGGGCAUAACCUGCUUAUGUCCAGCUGGGAAAUAAUUCAAGAUUCGACAACUGCGAGUAAUAUUAAAGAACGUAGCAACGAUACAACUCAUCAGCAAGUAUCCAAUGGAAAUCCAACGACAUCAACGUCACCUCUAGCAGAAGUCAUGAAAAAACGCAUCGAAAUAAAACCUGAAGCACCCAUGGUGCCUGAAGUGCAUUCCAUUGAAAAAAGUUCAAAGAAGAAACGAAAAGAAAGUCUCGAAAGCUCUCAUCACUUCAAUAAUAAGUUUGAGAACCUUCAGAUCGUGUGGGCACAUGGUGCACCGAUGUUCAAUCCAAACGUGUUCCCCUCGGCGAUCGUAUCACACUGCGAAAAUUUACCAUAG
This is a messenger RNA of Venturia canescens, 1610 nucleotides long. RefSeq lists its product as uncharacterized. NCBI's taxonomy places the organism in Eukaryota, Metazoa, Arthropoda, Insecta, Hymenoptera, Ichneumonidae. The transcript is spliced from 7 exons. The coding region runs from base 102 to 1610 and encodes 502 amino acids. The record is from RefSeq and is a predicted model, not a curated record.